Molecule: messenger RNA, 747 nt
Organism: Pleurotus ostreatus (oyster mushroom)
Lineage: Eukaryota; Fungi; Basidiomycota; Agaricomycetes; Agaricales; Pleurotaceae
Exons: 11
Coding region: 1-747 (248 amino acids)
Source: RefSeq, a predicted model, not a curated record
AUGCCUUCAAUAGAAGAAACUCCAGAAUUCAUCAUUCAACUCGCAAAGGACCAACGGCUCGACGCGUGUCUCGUCUUAUCAAGUGCGAUUAUACUGGUCUAUGACUAUAUAAUCACCUUCGAUCUGGAGGUCUCUCUGAUUUGGUUCUAUCACUCUGGCUGGAGUUGGACCACAAUGCUCUAUAUUCUCAACCGUUACCUCCCAUUCGUUGACACGAUCAACGGCCUUUGGCAUGAUUUCGUGCUUGGUAUCCCGCGCGAUGCCUGUAUGCUCUCUUUCCAAGCAACAGGCUGGUUGUAUGUCAUCGGAAUUUCUGUAACGGAAAUUAUCUUGACAAUUCGCACAUGGGCAAUUUGGCGCAGGGAUCGCAGACUCGCUGCCAUUCUAUUACUCUUCUUCGCUGCCGUUUGGGGCCCAAAAUUCGCUGUGAUGGCCAUCUUCACAAAGUCCCUCCAGUUUGACCCAGCCCCCUAUCCUAGUUUUGUCGGCUGCAAUUUAGUGGCUGCCAAUCAAAUAUUGUUUGUCUCCUGGGCACUUCUUAUGGUGUACCAAGCCGGUAUUCUAAUAUUAAUGGCAUAUCGCGGGUACAUCGGGUACUGCAGUGGUGGUAAUACAGCUUUGUUCACAGCCGUUUAUCGAGACGGCAUCCUUUAUUACUUGUAUCUAUUCGUUCUCUCCCUCAUCAACAUUGCUGUCAUUAAAGCAUUCCCGGUGGGCAUUUUGUCCAUGUAUCGGAUUACUUGGUGA